CCUCAUGUGACCAGAGCGGACAGAGUGUGACUCAGUAAUUACUGGAUAUAUUAAUCCGCACAGUCGUAAAAUAGAUCCCGAAGUUGUUAUUACCACCACAAAAAUUAGUUUUCCUAUUAUUAUUAUGUGUGUGAUUUAUUCAUUAGUCUUAAUUCAUGUGUCCCAGUAACUUCCGUAGGGUAAAAUUACACUAUUCGUCUGUGUCCACGUUAACAACUUCACUAUAGCGGGUCCAGUUGGACUCAUUUGAUUAAAUCACAACUUUCUACUUAGCCCACUUUGAACAAAAAAAAGAAAUUGAUUUUAACGUUCGAUAAGUCACCUUUGCCGCCUCUCAUAUUUUAAAGAACAAUUGUUAUUACAGAAAUUUAAAUUAAAAAAAGUUCACUUCAAAUCUGUGAAAUGCAAGCGUCGUCAUCAAGAGGAUUCCUGAUUUCUUGUCUUGGUAUGUAGUGAUGCAUUUUUUUCUUCACAUUCAUGUUUUAUCCACUUUCUGUUCAUUGAGAUAUUUGAGGGGAAAAAAAGUUAUUGAGAGAAGAAAUGUGAUAAUUUUUUUUUUUUAAUUUUUUUUUUUUUUUUUUUUUUUACAAUGGCCAAGGUUACUGGUCAACUGGUCCGUUUUCCCGUGCCUUUAAGACGACCUCGCUUAGAAUUAGUCUGCUUGGGCUUUGUAAGUGGUCAGCUCAAAAUUUGGCCUUAUCUUUCAAACUUCGCAAAAUUCAAGGGAUACUUUUUAAAUACAUUUAAGCUGGGAGAACGUUUGCACCUUAAACAGUCCACAUCUGAACACACAAUACAAACUCUUUGUUGUUCAUUUUUUUUGUGUGUGUCAGUCGUCCUCAUCCUUGACUUGACCUUGCUGACCAACGGUCAACAACCCCAGCAGCCGCCUGCCAACCAACAGAAUGCUGUUUGCAGCAACCGGUUCGAGGCCGCCAUGGCACCAGAAUGUUUCGAGAGUUUCGGGGUCAACUUCACCGGCAUCAUCUUCAUCAUCACCGGCAACAGAACGGGAGGCAUACCUGCCCAAUACACGUACACGAGCUACAUAGAGUUCGUUUGUAGGUGAGUAGCUCGAGUUUCUCCGCUGGUAAAUCACGUUUGUAGGUGAAUAGGUUGAGUUCAUUGGCUGAUAAAUCAAGUUUGUAUGUGAAUAGGUUGAGCUCAUUGGCUGAUACAUCAAGUUUUAGGUGAAAAGGUUGAGCUCAUUGGCUGAUAAAUCAAGUUUGUAGGUGAAUAGGUUGAGUUCAUUGGCUGAUACAUCAAGUUUUUAGGUGAAUAGGUUGAGCUCAUUGGCUGAUACAUCAAGUUUGUAGGUGAAUAGGUUGAGCUCAUUGGCUGAUAAAUCACGUUUGUAGGUGAAUAGGUUGAGCUCAUUGGCUGAUAAAUCAAGUUUGUAGGUGAAUAGGUUGAGUUCAUUGGCUGAUAAAUCAAGUUUGUAGGUGAAUAGGUUGAGUUCAUUGGCUGAUAAAUCAAGUUUGUAGGUCAAUAGGUUGAGUUCAUUGGCUGAUACAUCAAGUUUGUAGGUGAAUAGGUUGAGUUCAUUGGCUGAUAAAUCAAGUUUGUAUGGGGUUUGUCAAGGUUGUAAGUGAUCUUGGCGAGCAAGUCGAGUAAAGAAGCUGCAUUAGUUACAGAUGUGAGUUACACCAAUUAGUUACACCAGUUAGUUACACCAGUCAGUUACACCAGUUUGUUAAACCAGUCAUUUACACCAGUGAGUUACACCAGUUAGUUACACCAGUUAGUUACACUAGUUAAAUGUUAGUUUCACCAGUCAGUUACACCAGUUAGUUACGCCAGUUACUAAAACAGUUAGUUACAUCAGUGACUUACACCAGUUAGUUACACCAGUUACUAACUUAUACUAGUUAGUUACACCAGUUACUAACUUAUACUAGUUAGUUACACCAGUUAGUUACACCAGUUAGUUACACCAGUUAGUUACACCAGUUAGUUACACCAGUUACUAACUUAUACUAGUUAGUUACAUCAGUUAGUUACACCAGUUAGUUACACCAGUUAGUUACACCAGUUACUAACUUAUACUAGAUAUUUACAUCAGUUAGUUACGCCAGUUAGUUACACCAGUUAGCUACACCAGUUACUAACUUAUACUAGUUAUUUACAUCCGUUAGUUACACCAGUUAGCUACACCAUUAGUUACACAAGUUAGCUACACCAGUUAGUUACACCAGUUAGUUACACCAGUUAGUUACACCAGUUAUUUACAUCAGUUAGUUACACCAGUUAGCUACACUAGUUAGUUACACCAGUUAGUUCCACCAGUUAGUUACACCAGUAAGUUACACCAGUUAGUUACACCAGUUACUAACACAGUUACAUCAGUGAGUUACACCAAUUACUAACUUAUACUAGUUAGUUACACCAGUUAGUUACACCAGUUAGUUACACCAGUUAGUUACACCAGUUAGUUACACCAGUUAGUUUCACCAGUUAGUUUCACCAGUUAGUUACACCAGUUAGUUACACAGUUACUAACUUAUACUAGCUAUUUACAUCAGUUAGUUACACCAGUUAGCUACACCAGUUAGUUACACCAGUUAGUUAGUUAAGUUAAUCAAGAUUGUUGGUCGGUUAUUGAAAUUUUAUAGAAGAGUUAAAACAUUAUUGGUGAGUUAAUGAAGCUGGUUGGGUGUCACUCAAAUGUGUAGAUAGGUAAGUCAAGUGUUUUGGUGACUUAGUGAAGCUUGUUGGUGAAUCGUUUAAAUAUGUAGAUAUGUAAGUCAAGUGUUUUAGUGAGUUAUUGAAGCUUGUUGGUGAGUCACUCCAAUGUGUAGAAAGGUAAGUCUAGUAUUUUGGUGACUUAGUGAAGCUUGUUGGUGAGUCACUCCAAUGUUUAGAUAGGUAAGUCAAGUAUUUUGUUGGCUUAGUGAAGCUUGUUGGUGAGUCACUCCAAUGUGUAGAAAGGUAAGUCAAGUAUUUUGGUGACUUAGUGAAGCUUGUUGGUGAGUCACUCCAAUGUGUAGAAAGGUAAGUCUAGUAUUUUGGUGACUUAGUGAAGCUUGUUGGUGAAUAGUUCAAAUAUGUAGAUAUGUAAGUCAAGUGUUUUAGUGAGUUAGUGAAGCUUGUUGCUGAGUCACUCAGAUAUAUAUAUAUAGGUAAGUCAUUUGUUUUAGUGACUUUUUAAAGCUUUUUUGUGAAUCACUCAAAUAUGUAGAUAGGUAAGUCAAGUGUUUAAGUGAAGCUUGUUGGUGAGUCACUUCAAUGUGUAGAAAGGUAAGUCAAGUGUUUUGGUAAGUUAGUUACGCUUGUUGGUGAAUCAUGCAAAUAUGUAGUUAUAUAAGUCAAGUGUUUUAGUGAGUUAGUAAAGCUUGUUGGUGAAUCAUUCAAAAGUGUAGAUAGGUAAGUCAAGUAUUUUUGUGACCUAGUGAAGUUUCAAGGCAAGUUGUUAAAAUUAUUUUAAUUUUUUUUUUUAUUAAUCCAGCUGUUAGGUAAUGUAAUCAAUAUUGUAGAAGAGUUCGUAGGCUGUCUGAGGGAAAAUACUUUAUAUACUUAAAAUAUACUUCAACUAUUCCAGGUUUACAUUUGUGCGAUAUAUUAAACAGAAUUAAAAAAAAAAAAAUCAUAUUUUGCUUUCAACAGAAAUUUUCCACGUUUUAAUUGUUCGAAAAAUUUGUUAUGGUCUACUAUCGAAGACUUCUUAGCCGAAAAUUUCGCUUUUCUUUCAUUUUGUCCUACUUUAGGUUUUUCUCUAUCCUGUGUACAUUUCUUAUUGCUUAAACCUGAACGCAGUCCUGCCCGUAUUUGUCUGAGGCUUAAUUUGUGGGUCAUGUGUGGUUCAUUUAAGUUUAUCACUAGAACUACAUAGGGAGAAAAUAGUGAGAAUGGUGAAUCGUUUUUUCCCCACAGUUCGGGAUGAGUUAAAUAGCUAGUCAUCUGGACAUUAUAUUUAGAAACGUAUCCGUAUUAACUCUUAAUUCAAAUGUUUUUUUUUUAUCUGUUACACAAAUAGUUCAGGUUUUCCAAUGUCACCGAAAUUGUUCAGGUAUUUCUCUGUUAAACUUAUAGUUCAGGUAUUUCUAUAUAGCUCAGAUAUUUAUCUAUAACACAUAUUGCUCAGGAAUUUCUCUAGUACACUUAUAGCUCAGGUAUUAAUCUGUUACACGCAUAGCUCAGGUAUUCAUCUGUUACACACAUGGCUCAGGUAUUCAUCUGUUACACGCAUAGCUCAGGUAUUAAUCUGUUACAUGCACAUCUCAGGUAUUCCAUAUAAGAUGAAUUUACCUUGGUUUAUUUUGUUUCCCUAUUGCUCUAGCUCAGCCAUUCAAGACAAGGUGGUGCCCUGCAUCCUGCAGAAUAUGCAGAAAUACAACACAUCCGCUCAGUGCACCAACGAGGACAAGAUGGGCGUAUUGGGCAGAGGCGCCCAGCUUCUCGGCAUUAUGGACGGCAUGUGUGGCAAAUGUAAGUAUCUUGAUGCUGCUUCCAGUAUCUGGUAGUGUUGUGGCUCAUUUUCUCAACAACAAAAAAACAACUUCCUUGGAAGUGGUGUAGAAGAAUGGACGUGUGUUGCAAUGCAAACGCCUGCUACCUAUUUUUUAAAACAUGUUAUGUGACAGCGCGCGUGUGUGUGUGUGUGUGUGUGUGUGUGUAUGUGUGUGUGUGUGUGUGUUUGUGUGUGUGUGUGUGUGUGUGUGAGUUAAAGCAUUUUUAUUUCAAAGUUUCAACGUCCAGAAUUCCAGAAUGCAGUGAUCAUAACGUAGUUUUUAGUGUUUGUUAUGUUUUUGGGUCCUUUUUUUCUUCAGAUUUUCCUUUCUUUAUAUUCCAUUAAGUCAGAGUCAGCGCGGAGCAACCCGUUAUCUUGUUGUUGUUGUUUGUUUUUUUAAUGGAUGAGGUCUUGUGUGAGGCUCAGUGCUAGCUUUCUCAGCACGGAUUGUAAUUUCUGGCUUCGGCACAGAGCUUACUGUUUAAAAAAAAAACAACGUCCAUGCGACAUAGAGCUCCUAAUGAUACCAGAUGACUGCCUUCUUCCAUUCACCGAUCUCAGUUAGAGGAUGAACAAUUAUCGGCUUUGUUUAUGUGCCCAUGAGCUCUGACAGAAAUCGUGGUUACGUUGCUAUAAAUCUGUCAAUGAGUUUUGAUCAUGUUCUUGUUCAUGCUCUUUUUCGAACCAGAUCAAAGAGUUUCCAAACGGGAUCAUGAAGCCCUACUUGGAAUUCAAUCGCGCAUUCUCUGAACAUUUUCUUCUUCUACAUUAUUAUAAACUAAAUUCCGAUUCCGCGAUCUAUUUUAUCCCCAUCACACAAACCACCUUUAAGGAAAAUACAAGAUUUCAAAAUGCUUUAAAUAUAUUUACUUUAUAAUUCCAUUUUAAUAUUUUGGUGCACACACUCGCUAAUCAAUUUAAAUAAAUAUCAUUAUAAUAGCCACUAGAUGUGUUCCGCAACAAAAAGUGUUUUUUGGUACCUUUAAGCACUCCAAAUUUAAUUUAUUACUACAAGUUACAACGUGAAGUAUGAAUGUAAGUGAUUCGAAAAUAACUGAGUUAAAAUUAAAGUUAAAUAUAGCAAGUCUCGAUUGACUAUGUGUGUUCAUUGUUUCAUUGUAUCCUUAAGAUCCUGCGAUUCUCUUUCGAUCUAACAACAUAUUCUUUCCAUUUUGGGGGGGGGGAUAUCUUUACAAUCUGAGAUUGCCACCACCCGCCCACAUACAAAACAUUCUAUCCCCAGCUUGCGAACAGGAAGCCACGCAGAGUCUCAUCCAGUGUUACGCAGCCAUCAACGUGAACCCUGAUCCCAUCUUGAACCCAAACGCCUCUAUCAUUGAAGACAAGUACUCCAUCGCUGGGUUAAACGAAUCGGAGCUAUCCAACUUCUGCAAGUAUGUUUACAAUAUGACAUGGGCCGGAUAUGACCUUAAACUUAGUAGGUCGUAACCGGGAUCUGCUUUUUACAUCGGGUCCGUGUGUUUUCCAACCCGGUGGGGACAUGUGUUUUUAUUUUAAGUUUUAACUUCUAAUAGCCAUAAAAACGAUAGGCCUACAGACAGUCCUACAUCCCAUCUCUCGGCAUUUUGAACAAUAGACCUGCAGACAGUUCUACGAAUAGUCCUACAUACAUUUCUCCAGACAGCUACAGACAUUCCUACAGACAGUUAUACAUCCCAUCUCCCGGCAUUUUAAAUAAUAGACCUGCAGACAGUCCUACGAAUAGUCCUACAUACAUUUCUCCAGACAGCUACAGACAUUCCUACAGACAGUUAUACAUCAUAUCUCAAGGCAUUUUAAACAAUAGACCUGCAGACAGUCCUACGAAUAGUCCUACAUGCAUUUCAACAGACAGCUACAGACAUUCCUACAGACAGUUCUACGCCAUAAGCGUGGCUCUUUAUUGAUUAAUAGAAUAGCCGUAUCCGCACAAAACAUGUUGAGUCCAUAAAAUCGGAUCGCGUUGAAAGCGGGGCUGCGCUAAUUCGCGGCUUUACAAUAUUUCUACCGGAAGAAAGCCUCGUUUUCGGCAUUAAUUUUGAUACUAGUUUGAACGUUGAAAUGAAUAUAAAUUGGAAAUGGCUUACCUUGAAGAAUUUUAUUCUACAAAAAAUAGCUAAAAUUUUCGUUAGUUUACAGCUAGUAACUGAAACUUCUUUUCCCUGACAUUGUGGCAAAGGGAAGCAUGAAUGAAAAAAAGGCGUUUUGGGGGGGGGGGGGGGGGGGGGGGGGGGGGGGGGGGAGACGGGGACAUGUAAACAGCUCAAUAUCCUGUCAUGAAACUCCUUUCAACUGGCCUGAUCUUUGAAUUCUUGUUUCGAUUGCAGCAACAGAGAAAAGCUGUUCUCAUGUCUCGGUCCGCUGUCCAACACCUGCCCGUCUCUUCUCACCCGCCUCAGUACCAUCGGGAUCGACCUCCAGGCCAUGGAGAAGGCCACGGGCGUGUCAUGCACCGACAAGGACAGUGAGUUCAUCUUUUGAAAAUGUUCCUUUAAACGAUUUCAUUGAGAAUUUAGCGUAAAUGAAAUUUUAGCGCACAAAAAGUGUCAAUGAAAAUUUAGCAUUCAUUAAGUGUCAAUGAAAAUUUGGCAUACAAUAAGAGUAAUGACAAUUUAGCAUUCAUUAAGUGUCAAUGAAAAUUUGGCAUACAAUAAGAGUAAUGACAAUUUAGCAUUCAUUAAGAGUCAAUGAAAAUUUAGCAUACAAAAAGUUUCAAUGAAAAUUUGCCACACAAUAAGUGUUAAUGAAAUUUAGCAUACAAUAAGUUUUAAUGAAAAUUUAGCAUUUAUUAAGUGUCAAUGAAAAUUGAGCAUACAUUAAGUGUCAAUAAAAUUUUAGCAUUCAUUAAGUGUCAAUGAAAAUUUGGCAUACAACAUGUGUCAAUGAAAAGUUGGCAAAUAAUAAGACUCAAUGAAAAUUGAGCAUACAUUAAGUGUCAAUGAAAAUUUGGCAUACAAUAAGUGUCAAUGAAAUUUUAGCAUUCAUUAAGUGUCAAUGAAAAUUUGGCAUGCAAUAAAUGUCAAUGAAAUUUUAGCAUUCAUUAAGUGUCAAUGAUAAUUCGGCAUACAAAAUGUGUCAAUGAAAAUUUGGCAUUCAUUAAGUGUCAAUGAAAAUUUGGCAUUCAUUAAGUGUCAAUGAAAAUUUGGAAUACAAUAAGUGUCAAUGACAAUUUGGCAUACAUUAAGUGUCAAUGAAAAUUUAGCAUACAAUAAGUGUCAAUGAAAAUUUAGCAUACAUUAAAUGUAAAUAAUUUACCAUGCAUAAGUAUCAAAAUGAUUUUUUUUUUGUACAGAGUACUUGAAAGGACUGACCUGCUUCAAAACCCCCAACAACGGCAUCACCCAGUGCGACCAGCAGACCACCACCAACAUGAGGAGUUCAGUGCUUGGUCGGUACCAGACAGGAACUAUACCUCCUUCUAAAUACAUGGGAGAACUAUGCAAGUGAGUCGAUUUCCUUCAUUACAAUUUCUAGCGGCAACAGCUGUCAACUUGUGUAUUGGUGAUAUUUGCAUAAAUGUAUAAGAACGACAUUAACUUCAAUACACGACAAUCCCACGUGACUUUUUUUUUUCCAUUUGGGGAAAACAGAUAACUGAAAUGUGUUUAUUAAUAAAAAAUUGUUUGCUAAAAUACCAAAAUAACUAUUUUAAAUUUCACGAAAGCGAAUUUAAUCCAAUUAUGCUGCUCUCCGUUGCUAGGGUCAAGCUGACGCAGAUGGACUGUGAGCUGUCAGCCUUUCAGAAAUCGUGCGACGCCGCCCUGGUGGAGCUCAGGACGAUCAUUGAGUGCACCAUGUUGCCCAAGUUCUGCAAAGAGAACGCUCCUUACCAAAGUGUCUACAACGGCAUAUGUGGCAAGGUAGGUCAUCGUAAGGUUUGGACUGAAUUUGCUCUGAGGAUUGUUUUGAAUUUGCUCUGAGGGUUAUGAUGAAAUACCCUGAUAGGGUUGUGUUGAAUUUGCUCUGAGGGUUAUGUUGAAAUGGCCUGAUAGGGUUGUGUUGAAUUUGCUCUGAGGGUUAUUUUGAAGUGCCCUGAUAGGUUUGUGUUGAAUUUGCUCUGAGAGUUAUGUUGAAAUGCCAUGAUACGUUUGUGUGUUAAUUUGCCCUGAGGGUUAUGUUGAAAUUUCCUAAUAGGGUUGUGUUUCAUUUGUUCUGAGUUUUGUGUUAAAAGCUCUCAUGUUUGGGUUUAAAUAGUUUAAACAACGUCCAACCCGAAGAAUAGAAACAGGAGACAAUUUUACUGAAUGGCGUAACUGCGAUAUCGGACCCAUGAAGUCCAUUGGCAAGGGAAUCGGCCGUUCCCCGUUUACAAUUUUCGCAAACGUCUGUCCUAUUCAAGAUCAAAUUCUUUUUCAGUCAUAAUAAUAAUAAUAUUAAGACGUCUUAUAUAGCGCGGUGCCCCAGCCUAGGACUGGGCUCACCGCGCUGUACAUAAAAAUUUUAUCAAAAGAGACAUAAUCAUGACAUUAAAAUAAAAUACAUUUAUGAAAUAAAGAACAGCAAUGGAUAUUCACCCACCCCACCACAUAACGUUUACAAGGCAAACCAUGGACGGCAGCCAGCAAGAUCAUUUAUCGGUCAGAGGAGGGGAAUCAGUCAGGGUAGUAUAAUUUAAAAAGUUAUGUUUUGAGUGCAGUUUUGAGUCAUACAUGUAAUAGACUGAAAGACAAAUUGUCGGCAAUCAUUCCAAUAACACAAAACGCGUCCUGCACCUUAAAACUAAUGCAUGUAUACACGUGCAUGUUUAUAAAUUAUAUUUGUAUAAUGUUAAGCUUAAAAGUGCAUGUGCGCAACUGUAUAUGUAUGAUUGUAUAUGCAUGAUUGUAUAUGCAUGAUUGUAUAUGUAUGAUUGUAUAUGUAUGAUUGUAUAUGUAUGAUUGUAUAUGUAUGAUUGUAUAUGUAUGAUUGUAUAUGUAUAAUUGUAUAUGUAUGAUUGUAUAUGUAUGAUUGUAGAUGUAUGAUUGUAGAUGUAUGAUUGUAUAUGUAUGAUUGUAUAUGUAUGAUUGUAGAUGUAUGAUUGUAUGCAUAAUUACAACACUUGGACCGUUUUAGGUUAACUUUAUCAAAAUAUUUCGUCACAACCUUGUUGAUUUAAUUCUCAAUUUGCACGUAUUAAGAGGGAACGCUCAAAGGUGUGAUAUCACUAAACGUCUGCUCUAUAAGAGCAACAGAAUGUUCGGAAUAGAAAUAUAAUAUAUUAAAAAAUGCAGCGAAAGAUUUUAGAUUUUUUUUUUUAAGAGUGAAGUCAAAGUGAUCGAAGGUCCACUAAUUAAUUUUCACGGCCUAGUCUUUUGUUAGCAAGCGUACUAUUAUAAAUUUCUAUAUCAGUUGUGUCUAAUCAUUUCCAAUUAUAUAGUUAGGUUAGCUGUCCUUUUUAUAAUCUGUUUGCUAGUAUCAAAAACCUGGCAAAUGCCACUGCGUGUAUGUCCAAAAAAUUGAAUUUCUUUGUGAAGAGUUUUCCGUUUGCGUCAAUGUUAAAAAGACAGCUCCUCAAGUUUUAUGUUUUAAUUAGGAACAUCGAGAUGAGCAUCGGGGAAAUAAAACCAACUUUGUUAAAAGUGUUCAAAGACUGAUUCGGAUAUAUUCGGUUGUUGGUGAGGUGCACCGGGUUUACCGAAAAUUUGUUUGCAAGAAAUCUCGUCAACUUAAAUGUGAUCAACGGAAAUUUGGUCGAAAGGAAAUUUGGUCGAACGCAAGAUUGGGCCGAACAGAAAAUUGGGUAAUCUUAGCUGCGUGGUUCGGCAUGACCUCAUUACCACCACCAUGGUUCCUAAAGGCGAUCCCCUAAAAUUUGAGGUGCCAAUAAAAGUUCGGGGCUCCUCGUCACGUGCUUCAUUUGGUCUUAAACUAAACCGGAACUGCUUGAAGGUGUGUCCCUGGAUUUGACAUAUUAUUGUUUUUAGUUUUUCAUAUAUAUAUAUAUACAUAUAAUUUUUAUAUAUAACAGGGCUGGGUUACUCCUCCUGUAUCUAAAACCAUCAUUAUAUAUUAUAUUACUAUAACGGUGUAUACAAUCGUUAUAUAUGAUAUUAAUAUAACGGUGUGUACAAUCGUGUACCCAGUAAGAUACUGUCUUCUUCUUAAACCAUUUAAAAAGUUAUUAUAUACUCGCGACUACCCGGCAUGCAUUGCAAUGCCACUCAAAGAAAGAUAGUGUUCGUUUUUUUAAUUAAGUUUUUUCAAGUACUUUUUAUAGAGACAAUACUUUUUUUUUUCCUUUUGGUGCCUACAUGAACAAAGUAGAAGGGUUUUUGAUGCGGAAGCAGGCCACAUACAGCUGUCCAUGUGAGAAGCAUGGAUUUUCAAAAUUUAGUCCAGAAACUUCUAGCGAUUGAUCCACGCAUGCAAUAGCUCUGUUUGAAAUUAUUUUCAUAUACCUCAUAUAAUUUUUAAAAAAAAACGAAUUUAGGGCCUCAAUUAAGGGAGACCAUAAUCUCUUAUUUUUUAUUCAAUGGCUCGUUCUAAACAUUGCAUAGCUAAAGAAGAUACCAUAUCUGAAAUACAAUAACAAAAGAAAUACAACAUUCAAAACAGGGCUAACUACAAUUAAUCAGAUUGAUUAAGUUACCAACAAAUUACAAAAUAAAAGAAAUAAAAUUAAAAUAAUUAACUUACAGAGUACCGUUUUGCUUGCACCGGUACACCGUUGAUGAUAAUACAAUAUGCCAAAAAAAAAGGUACAAUGAUGAGUAGGAAUUCACACAUAUAAGUAAAUAAAACUCUACCAAGGAUAACACAUCCUAAAAAUAACUCUCGCCUGUCGUCCCGUAAAGUAAAAAAAAAAAGAAAUCUCUAGAUAAAAAUGCUCUCCUGAAAAAUCUAUCGUGUCCGCAUUUUAUAGUCUAUUCUACAGAUGCAUCUGGAACCGCCUCACAUAUUGUUUUCCUUUCCAGUUUACUCCAGAUUUUUCUACAAAAUUCGAAUAGAGCAGACUAUUAUUUUUAAUUAGGUCAAGAUACUAUUUUUAGCUAGCCACACUUUCAAUGCGGUUUUGAGAUUGCUUAUUGUUUGCUAGAGUUCACAGUUUGGGGAACUACAUAACACUAUCAGGAAAAAUGUUCACCAAAAUGUAAAUCAAAUGUUGCCCUUCUUACUCCCACAGGUGUCAACGCCAGCUCCGAUCUCAACCAUCCGACCCACUCAGCCCCCGGGCGGGCCAGGAGCCGUGGCCAACAGGACGCCGAGCCCCAUGUCCGGACUAGGGGGUGCCGCCUCUGUCACCGUCUCGAUGGUGUUGCUGGUCGCCGCUGCCGUGAUAGGGUCACUUGUUCAAUAGAAAACCUGGUGGACGAGGACUUCACUCAAAUGACUUAUUUAGGGUUUUGUUUUAAUAGGACACAUUAUUAAUACCUUAAUGGCUCAAAAAAGGAGUACCGCAUGCACAGCGUUAGAGUAGAAGAAAAUUUGAAUUUUAGUGUAACUGAAUUUAUUAUAAUUUUUUUUUUAAUGGCCAUCGUUGUUUGGGGAAGAUAAGGAAAUAUUCUUUUGUAUAUUAAAAACUAAAUUCCUUAAAAUGAUUUCCUUUUCUUAUCACUGAACUGUACUUUUUUUACUUUAUUUAAAACUAUGUUUUUGUUAAGAAAUCGGUUUAUUUCUAUAAAUAGGUGGCUUAUUUGAACGCGGAUUCAAUGCCAAAUUUAAAUGACCAGCGUGAACACCAUACCUAUAUUUAAAGAACAGCUUAAAAAAAAACAUCACGAUUUUCAUUUUUUUUGUUCAAAUGUUUUAUGGGGUAAGGUUAUUUCUGAUUUUUUUUUUAAAGCGCAUUUCAAAUGUAGUUUAAACAUUUUUGUUUAUUUAUUCUUAUUUACAUUAAAUAAUUUUUACAUAUAUUUUAAAAAAAGGAUUACAACUACUUGUGUUCAUGGGGGAAAAAAUGAAAAUAUCUCUUACUUUAUGUUGAUAUGUUAUAUUUUUUUUAAAUUUUCAUAUGAUUUACUGAAUUUGAUGUUCCAAAGAGAAAAUAAUUUAGAUAUUAUUUUAUUUCGAUAUUUAGAACUACAGUGUAUAAAAGUUUACAUGCAAAGUAUACAUUUAUUUAUAAUGAGUUCUAAAUGAAAUUAUAUAGCAACAAGCCUUUAUAUUUAUUCGUUUGUACAAAUCUUGGACUGUGUGAAGUCCUUGUGGUGGUGGUGGCGCGAGGUUUCAGUUAAUCAAACUGAAUUAAUUUUAGCUAAUCAAAAUUUCAUUGUACUCUUUUUUCUAAAUCUCACUGUACAAUAAUAAUAAUUUAUGAAAUAAAAGUGUAUUUUUUUUACACUUAAUUUUACCUCCCCAUUGGAGUAAUAGUGUAGACCGUAACCACUAAAUGUUGUGUUAUCUACUUUUAAAAUCAUACCCUCCCACUCAAUAAUCGAUACAAAUCAAAAUUAAGAUGUUAAGGGAAAAAAUGGGUAGAAUUUAAACCCAAGAAAGAGGGAGAUAUUUCAUAUUUCAUUAUUGAUCAUUUAUCGAAUCCACCUCCCCACACACCCGCAGACUUUCACCACCCUCUUUUGAUGCCAUAUUGGGCACGACACUGAACUAAAAGUAAAUAAUUGAACGGAAAAAAACAACUGCGCUUAUGAAAACGAUUCAUUGUACUAAAGCCCUCAACAGUUUUCUUAAAAUACCCAUCAAUCGAAAUGGUUAGAGAGUUUAAGUUGCUAUGUUCAUUACAGUGAUGGAUUUAUAUGGGUUUGAGACUAACUCGGUAAAAUUUUACUGGGCAAUUUUUAAAACUGUUCAACUUGUCAGCAAAGAAAGCCGUCAUGUCUUUGAAUGAUGCUCUGCUGAGCGGAACCACAAGAACACAUUCGGCAGCCUUCUCAACAACACCAGAACUCCUCACGACUCGUGUGCCUUUUAAGAAUAAAAUUGAACUUAUGAA
Messenger RNA from Lymnaea stagnalis (great pond snail), 13316 nucleotides. Lineage: Eukaryota; Metazoa; Mollusca; Gastropoda; Lymnaeidae. The record is from the annotation of a GenBank genome assembly.